AUGGAUAUACUUAAGAGGGAAAAUGAAUCGGACAAGUUUACGAAAAUAGAGACUGAAUCUACUACGAUACCAACCGGGUCGGGCAGACCUGACUCACUGGUUAGGAGAAUGAAGGACUCCUUCAAGCAAAGCAACUUGCAUGUCAUAUCAGAAGACCUUGAAAACAGUGAACAGACAGAGCAGGAAAAAAUCCAAUGGAAACUAGCUUCUCAACCUUAUCAAAAAGUUUUGAGCCAAAGGCACUUGACCAUGAUUGCCAUAGGUGGUACUUUGGGGACGGGGCUCUUCAUUGGUUUAGGUUACUCCUUGGCGUCUGGGCCUGCCGCUUUGUUGAUUGGUUUUUUGUUGGUUGGAACUUCUAUGUUCUGUGUUGUUCAGAGUGCUGCAGAGCUUUCCUGCCAGUUCCCGGUUUCUGGUUCAUACGCCACACAUGUCAGCAGGUUCAUAGAUGAAUCGAUCGGGUUUACUGUAGCUACAAACUAUGCUCUAGCUUGGCUGAUUUCAUUUCCGAGCGAAUUAAUUGGUUGUUCACUUACAAUUUCGUAUUGGAACCAAACUGUUAAUCCUGCCGUUUGGGUGGCUAUUUUUUAUGUUUUUAUUAUGGUAUUGAACUUGUUUGGCGUGAGAGGCUUUGCAGAGACCGAAUUUGCCUUGUCAAUUAUCAAGGUCAUUGCUAUAUUUAUCUUUAUUAUUAUUGGUAUCGUCCUAAUUGCCGGAGGAGGGCCCAACUCUACGGGAUAUAUUGGAACUAAAUACUGGCACGACCCAGGUGCGUUCGCGAAGCCCGUCUUCAAGAAUUUGUGUAACACAUUUGUUUCCGCCGCCUUUUCCUUCGGUGGCAGUGAAUUAGUACUGUUAACAAGUACAGAAUCUAAAAACAUUUCAGCUAUAUCACGUGCUGCCAAAGGUACGUUCUGGAGAAUUGCGAUUUUUUACAUCACGACCGUUGUCAUUAUCGGAUGUCUGGUGCCUUAUAACGAUAGUAGGCUGCUCAGCGGUUCGACUAGCGAAGAUAUCUCUGCGUCCCCCUUUGUUAUUGCUUUGAGUAACACAGGAUCAAUGGGCCAAAAAGUUUCCAACUUCAUGAAUGUUGUUAUCCUUGUUGCAGUGGUAUCCGUUUGCAAUUCGUGCGUUUAUGCUUCUUCGAGACUAAUUCAAGCUCUAGGUGCAUCAGGCCAACUUCCGUCAAUCUGUUCCUAUAUGGACAGAAAAGGAAGACCUUUGGUUGGUAUUGGGAUUAGUGGCGCAUUUGGUCUUUUAGGUUUUCUUGUAGCCUCGAAAAAGGAGGACGAGGUCUUUACUUGGCUUUUCGCUCUUUGUUCCAUUUCAUCAUUUUUCACAUGGUUUUGUAUUUGCAUGUCACAGGUUAGAUUUAGAAUGGCUUUGAAAGCGCAAGGAAGAUCCAAGGACGAAAUAGCUUACAAAUCUAUGCUGGGUAUUUACGGAGGAAUUUUAGGAUGCAUACUAAAUGCUUUGCUAGUUGCAGGUGAAAUAUACGUGUCUGCCGCCCCGGUUGGCAGCCCUAGCUCCGCCGAAGCCUUCUUUGAGUACUGUUUAAGUAUUCCAAUUAUGAUUGUCGUUUAUGUUGCGCACAGAAUUUAUCGAAGAGAUUGGAAAAACUGGUAUAUCAAGAAAAGUGACAUUGAUCUUGACACCGGAUGUUCCGUGGAGAAUCUGGAGCUUUUCAAAGCGCAAAAAGAAGCGGAGAAACAACACAUUGCUUCUAAACCGUUCUACUACAAGAUUUAUAGAUUUUGGUGUUAG
Molecule: messenger RNA, 1764 nt
Organism: Saccharomyces paradoxus
Lineage: Eukaryota; Fungi; Ascomycota; Saccharomycetes; Saccharomycetales; Saccharomycetaceae
Product: amino acid permease
Exons: 1
Coding region: 1-1764 (587 amino acids)
Biological process (GO): amino acid transmembrane transport
Cellular component (GO): membrane
Molecular function (GO): amino acid transmembrane transporter activity
Source: RefSeq, a predicted model, not a curated record